AUUCAGCUACUCAGUGACAGAAGAAAAAGAAAAGAGGGAAGACAGGAGUGACAGCAUCUCUAUGUGAGCUUGGCUGUGAGUCUGUGUGUGUGUGUGUGUGUGUGUGUGUGUGUGUGUAUGUGUGUGUGUACAUCAGACCGUCUGUGUCCCAGUAGGCAGCAGCUCACAGGUCAUCAAUGGAAGUGUCAGAUGAUCCAAGGUCGAGGGGGCCAGAGGAGGCUCACCUGCCCUGUGUGUCCCAUGUGAAAAGUAGCAGCUACAGUGCUGUCCAACAGCAGCGCUACUCUGCAUCGGUCUUUCUCAGACGCAAAGACAUGCAGGAAAAGAGCCAGCAGAAGUGCAUUGCCAUUUUUGCUCUUCUCUGCUGCUUUGCUGUGCUGGUGGCGCUGAUCUUUUCAUCUGUUGACUUCUGGGGGGACAAUGAGGAUGGUAUCACAGAGGAAAACUGCAGCAGAGACUGCCGCAUCAAACUUGUGGAGAACAUUCCGGAAGACCUCUUCCUUCCCAUGAAUGGCAGACCCCACCUCCCUCUCUCUGCUGGCUUACACACUCUGUUGGACCAGGCAAAGCACUCAGUCGAGGUGGUGUCACCUGUCUGGGCCUUAAACCCCAGAGAUCUGGAAACAACACCAAGCAAUGGCAAACAGGGUCAGCUUUUGUUCCAGAGGCUGCUCAGCCUGAAAUCUCGCGGGGUGAAACUCAAGAUUGCCAGCAGUCUGACCAACUCUGCUGAACUGAAGACCUUGGCAGCACACAAGGCAGAGGUUCAUUUUGUUAAUAUGACAGCUCUUACACGAGGGGGGCUACAUUCCUCAUUCUGGAUAGUAGACCGGAAGCACAUUUACAUCGGGAGCGCUGAUAUGGACUGGAGGUCACUCUCCAAGAGGAAAGAAUUGGGGGUGGUGGUGUUUAACUGCAGCUGUCUGGCUCUGGACCUCCAUCGAGUCUUUUCAUUUUACUGGCAGCUCCACGAGAGGGACUACAUCCCCUCCAUCUGGUCAAAGAGAGUUACAGCUCUCUAUGGGAGGCAUGACGCCCUGGAGCUGCAACUCAACUCAAGCCAGGCCACUGCUUAUUUGUCUACCUCUCCUGUAGUCUUCUGCACUAAAGAUCGCACCAGAGAUGUAGAUGCAAUCUACCAAGUCAUCCAGAGUGCAAAGUCUUUUAUCUUCAUAUCUGUGACAGACUACCUCCCUCUGGUGAACAGAAGUAUCAGAGGAACCCCAGUCACAAGGUACUGGUCACCUAUUGAUGAGAUGAUCAGAGAAGCGGUGGUACUGAGAGGAAUCAGAGUUCGCCUGCUGAUAAGCUUUUGGAAGAAGACUCACCCGCUCACCUUUAACUUUGUCACCUCCCUCAAGUCGCUCUGCAUGCAGCUGCUGAACUGUUCUAUCGAGGUGAGGUUUUUUAGUCACAAGGAGCAAAGCGAAGACAUUCAACAUGGGCUCAACCACAACAAGUAUAUGGUGACUGACAACGCUGUCUACAUUGGUAACCAUGACUGGGUUGGGAGCGAUUUCGCCAUUAAUGCAGGGGUUGGGUUGGUGGUUAAGAUGAGAAAAAGUCUUCAAGACAGAGAAGUGACAAUCCUGGAUCAUGCCAAGGCUGCUUUUGAAAGAGACUGGAGGUCACGUUACGCUAAGAGUCUGCAAGGAAACAAAGAUCAGCAGGGCAAAUACAGAAACCUGCAACAAGCGAAAAUUCACAUGGAGACUAAGGAAGAAAACGAGUGGAACAACCCUUUAUCUUUAUAAGCACAGAAUUUCUUUAGUCUAAUAACACUGAAUACUGUAGAUUGUACAACAUAUUUACACAAUAUGAGAAUGUGAUUUAUAGCUUAUAGUGAUAUUUUAAUACAUUCAAUUAAUGCCAACAAAGACAAUGUUGAGAAAAGUAUUUAACCCACUACAGCUGCAAGUGACACUACCUGAUGAAUGUUGACUGUUAUAUAAGCAUGCUAUGCUGCAUGAAUAUUGAAAGCAAUACUGAGAAAAGUAAUAUGUUGAUUAUAAAAUCAUUAUACUCUAUGUGAAACAUAUUUAAAUCCAGAAACAUCCCAUCAAACUCACCACACAAAUUCACUUUUAGUAUUUAAUGAUGAUGCACUAGUUUUGUUUACAUUUUUAAUAUGAAUUUUAUAAACUUUUUAAUACUUUUGGAUUUUGCAUAGCAUUUAGGACUUUACCUGUUACAUUACCUGCGAUUAUAAUGAAUUGAAUUUUUCCAUCGACACACAGGCUUAUGCAGUAGCUUUGCAGAUGUGACAACAGCUGUUUAUCAUCUCAUUGAAAAUGUUCGUCUGUCCUAAUAAAAUGCACCUCUUUCUUAGCUGUUGUUGUGUUUACUUGAGC
Messenger RNA from Scatophagus argus, 2351 nucleotides. RefSeq names its product phospholipase D family, member 5 (gene pld5). Gene Ontology annotation, molecular function: catalytic activity. The transcript is spliced from 10 exons. The record is from RefSeq and is a predicted model, not a curated record. NCBI's taxonomy places the organism in Eukaryota, Metazoa, Chordata, Actinopteri, Scatophagidae. The coding region runs from base 177 to 1754 and encodes 525 amino acids.